Messenger RNA from Raphanus sativus (radish), 1703 nucleotides. RefSeq names its product probable inactive receptor-like kinase BSK12. The coding region runs from base 101 to 1489 and encodes 462 amino acids. Gene Ontology annotation, molecular function: ATP binding; protein kinase activity; protein binding. Lineage: Eukaryota; Viridiplantae; Streptophyta; Magnoliopsida; Brassicales; Brassicaceae. The transcript is spliced from 9 exons. The record is from RefSeq and is a predicted model, not a curated record. Gene Ontology annotation, biological process: protein phosphorylation; brassinosteroid mediated signaling pathway.
CAAAGGAUCACAACUAAACAAAUAAGAGAUCAGUUUUUACUAUGAAGCAAUAAGCAAAAGGAUACAUUUUGAAACUUUGCUUUUGCCCGCUGAAAAAAUCAUGGGGUGUUGCCACUCAACGUCCUCUGGGAAAGUUCCUCAACAGCGACCCAACCAAAACCAGGGAGAAGGACAUCCACCAUUGACAAAGUUCUCCUUCUCCGAUCUCAACAUGGCCACCGAAAAUUUUAGUUUGAAAAAUAUUGUUUCAGAGAGCGGAGGAGGAUCUUCCAAUAUUGUAUACAAGGGCCGUUUGCAGAAUCGUGGUUUGAUCGCUAUUAAAAAAUUUAAUAAUAUGGCCUGGCCUGAUCCUAAGACAUUUGUGGAGAAGGCACAUAGAGUUGGGGGGAUAAAGCACAAGAGACUCGUUAAUUUGAUUGGAUAUUGCUGCGAUGGAGAUGAAAGGCUUCUCGUUGCCGAGUUCAUGCCAAAUGAUACUCUCGCUAGGCAUUUGUUCUAUCGGAAAAAUCAAACAAUGGAAUGGGAAACGCGAUUGGAAGUAGCAUUUUCUAUAGCUGAAGCAUUGGAUUAUUGUAGUAGUGCAGGUUUUGCAUCCUAUAAUAAUUUAGAUGCUUACUCAAUUCUGUUUGAUGAGAAUGGGGAUGCAUGUCUUUCCUGUUUUGGGUUAAUGAAGGAGAUCAAAGAUGAUCAAAGAACAACCGGAAGUGUGAACCCUGAAAGUGUGAUGUUUAGAUUUGGCACCAUCCUUGUGGAUUUGCUAACUGGAAAGCCAAUUCCUCCAAGCCAUGCUCAUGAGAUGAUACAUGGGAAAAAUGUUGUUGAGUUGAUUGAUCCAAACUUGAAGGGAAAGUUCUCUGAAGACGAAGCUACCAUAGUUUUCAAACUCGCCUUUAAAUGUCUGCAAUACGAGGAUAUAGAGAGUCUCAACACAAAAGACAUUGUUAGAACACUUGAAACCUUGCUAACUAAAACAGAUGCCCCAUCUUACGAAAUGCUUGAAAUGGCAAAUCAUAGAGAGUUAUCUUGGAAUAAACUUUCGCCACUAGGAAAGGCCUGUUUGAGAAUGGACCUCAUGGAUAUUCAUAAAAUCUUGGUGAUAGCAGAAUAUGAAGAUGACAAGGAGGUGGUCGAGUUCUCUUUCGAAGAAUGGAUUGAAGAGGUAAAAGAUAUUCAAGAGGUUCGAAAACAUGGUGAUCAAGCCUUCCUAGAGCAAGACUUUGAAACCGCCAUUAACUGUUAUUCUCAGUUCAUUGAUUCUAGGAGAACGGUGUAUCCAAGUGUUUAUGCGAGGCGUAGUCUAUGCUAUUUGUUCCUCAAUCAACCAGAUCGAGCACUUUACGAUGGGAUGAUUGCGCAAGAAGUAUUCCCUGAUUGGCCAACAGCAUUCUACUUGCAGUCUGUGGCACUAUCCAAAUUAAAUAUGAUCACUGAUUCUGCUGAUACUUUGAAAGAAGCAACUCUUCUUGAAGCAGAAAGACAGCACCGUUAGCAAGAUUCCUGAUUUUGCUGAUUUAUAUACUUUUGUCUUGUGUAAACUCUGAGAUGAGGAUAUAAAAAUGUUGAAUCAUUUUUCCUUCUUGCUGUGACCAUAUUUUGAUUUAGUUUUGUUUAAUUACAUUUUAAGAAAAAAGCACCAAAACAUAAAAGGUUUAUUUCCAUAGAUUGAUUUACAAAGAGAAAGUCGAACCUGAUCAUUUACUAAA